AUGUCCUAUAACAAGAACUACGAACCGGUGAGAUCGGACCCACCAUACUCUGAUUAUGAACUCAUUGAUGUUGAUCCACAUUUUAAGAGAGUCAUUUCAUACUUUAGACCAUCUGAUUAUGGAUGUUGGGCCGCUACCAUGGCAGGGUUCCCAUUGGCAUUACAUCUUUGGGAAAGAUUAGAGCCAACUGCCGGAGCAUUCAAGGCCCCAAGUAAGGUUCCAGGUGGAGCUUUAAGAGCAGCAUCAUUAUUGGGAUUCUGCGGUGGUUUUUUCUUGGCCUAUGUUAGAUCUUCCAGAAGAUUUUUGGGAUGGUCUGAAAACGCCAGAGAAGUUAAGAAGGACAGAUACGAGAUUAAGAAGUUGUUAUCGGAAGAAAAAUUACCAUACCACGAAAAUGAAUCCGUUUUGGACGACAGAAUGAAGGAUAUUGCCAAUAGAAACUCACAGUUUUCCUUCACCGUCAUGGCCAUUAUACCAUGGUUCAACUUGGCACACCACCCAUAUCACGGCGUGUCGAUUCAAAAAUACUAUGAAAAUAGACCUGGUGAAGAAGAAUGGGGUUUCAAUAACUUGAAGCCUUUCGAAGACAUCAAGGCCAAAUACACCAAAUACAUCGAGUAA
This is a messenger RNA of Debaryomyces hansenii CBS767, 621 nucleotides long. RefSeq names its product Nuo1p (gene NUO1). The transcript has a single exon. NCBI's taxonomy places the organism in Eukaryota, Fungi, Ascomycota, Pichiomycetes, Serinales, Debaryomycetaceae. The coding region runs from base 1 to 621 and encodes 206 amino acids. The record is from RefSeq and is a predicted model, not a curated record.